Amoebophrya sp. A120 is the source of this 696-nucleotide messenger RNA. The record is from the annotation of a GenBank genome assembly. Lineage: Eukaryota; Dinophyceae; Syndiniales; Amoebophryaceae.
CCCCGCAGCACUGCAACUACCACGAUCAUACCGGUCUCCAUGUCGAGUCGAGCUCAGGAGGACGAGGACCGCAACAUCCUCAUCUUCACAGGGAAAGAAUCGCAGCGGAUGAUCCUCGGGCGGAAGUAGAUCUCGAGCAGGGGAGGAGCGGCCCAAGAGAGGAAAGAGCGGGAGAGGAAGGAAGACGAGCGACACAUGAUGGUACACUGACCGGUGGCCGCGACGAAAUACAGCAUCAUGGACCACCUCUAGCGCAACAGGAGCGAAGAUCCACCGCGGACCCGAAGCAGGGUGCAAGCGCGUUCGCGAAUGCGAAAAAGAAGGUCAGACGAAGCAACGUCAAAUCUUCGCAACGAGACAGCACUGGAAGAAACGAUGCCGAUCUGGAUGUGUGUCAGGACAUCCUUCCCUCUCGAGUGCCGGUCGGAGGUGUAGUCGGGUCAGCUAGUGCGCUGUCGGGUGACAAUAAUUAUCCUGGCGAAGAAGGAGUUCUGGAAAGAAACGACCCAGGGUCCUCCUCAUCCAGAUCCAGUAGCAAGGAAUCGCGUGAAAAAUCUGCGACGGCCUCCCCAUCUACUUCUCGAGAGGAAGAGGAGUGCUGUCGAAGUAGUAGGAAUAACCGGUCCACCUUCCUCUCCAAAUGCCUGCAGUCAGCAACAACCUCUUGCACUGCCUGCAAGGUGGCGGCGAGACAGC